Messenger RNA from Oppiella nova, 2261 nucleotides. The record is from the annotation of a GenBank genome assembly. Lineage: Eukaryota; Metazoa; Arthropoda; Arachnida; Sarcoptiformes; Oppiidae.
GCAAAUGUUGAGAUUGUAUGCAAUCCUAUCAUUAGAGAUCUAAUGUCACAACUAAUGGGUAAUCAAACGCGUGAUAUUCCCAAUCAUUUGAAUCGCAACGAAAGCGAAAUCGAUUCGGCGGUCAAAUCUACUUUGGAGGACGUCCUCAACACCAUUCAAAUGUCAGACAAUAGCACCAGAAAUCAUAUCAUUAGCGAUAUAUGCGAAGAGUCUAUGACUGAGGAGAUGGCGAACCAAAGUAAUCCCAACUUUGAAGACGAUCUGACUUACUAUGAAGCGGAACAGUCUUUCCUUACAUCCCGUCCUAAUGAUGGUGAGGACAGCACUUUACGCCAAAGUGAGUCCAUUACAGAUACUAUGAUUGGAUGGCAAACACCAAACGAUGAGCUCAAUCCGUGUCAAAGAGAUGAUGAAAAUGAGAAUCGCAACGAAAGCGAAAUCGAUUCGGCGGUCAAAUCUGCUUUGGAGGACGUCCUCAACACCAUUCAAAUGUCAGACAAUAGCACCAGAAAUCGUGUCAUAAGCGAUAUAUGCGAGGAGUCUAUGACUGAGGAGAUGGCGAACCAAAGUAAUCCCAACUUUGAAGACGAUCUGACUUACUAUGAAGCGGAACAGUCUUUCCUUACAUCCCGUCCUAAUGAUGGCGAGGACAGCACUUUACGCCAAAGUGAGUCCAUUACAGAUACUAUGAUUGGAUGGCAAACACCAAACGAUGAGUUGAAUCGGUGUCAAAGAGAUGAUGAAAAUGAGAAAGAGUAUUCUCCGAAAUAUCCCCGAAAAGAGACCACCGAUUAUAAGACCAGUGAUCAGGCCUACAAUGACUGGAAGCACAGCCCCAAUCGGAACAAUGAAUACGAUCCAUACGAUUAUUACAAGAGUAUUGGCUCUAAAUAUGACGGUCUGUUGAACCCAUGGAGUGAGAAAAAAGAGCCGAAAUCCAACUCAAACUCCAAGUCAUAUAUUAAUACAUAUCCUUCGCGUCAAUCAGUUCUUCGUAAUUUUGAUCCAUUGGUUGAAAUGAGAAAUAAAUCGUAUGUCGAGAGCCGGAGAGAAACGAAAAUUGAAAACAAUUUGAAUGAGAGCUCAGAUUUGGCGGAUAUGUUGGGAGGCAUCAGACUCUCUGACACCCCAAAGGCCCCACUCAGGAGUAAGAACUCAAAUGCGAGUCCAAAAUUGUUUGAUACGUUUUCUCCGAUUCCUCAAAUGGACGACUACACCACCGAAAGCUAUACCCCUCGAAGCUAUACCAACAACAGCUAUGAGACACAGAAAUCUCAACAAAAGGUGACUGAAUUGGAAGAAAUAGUCAAAGAAUUGGAGGAAAAACUAAGAGAAAAAGAGCACAGAAUUGAAGACAUGAAGGAAACUCUUAUUGAGAAGAACCGCAGAAUUGAGGAAAUGGAGGAAAAUCUCAAAGAGAGUGGAGAGGAGAAAAACCUGAGGUCCAGAAUUGAAGACAUGGAGGAAAAUCUUAGAGCGAAAAACCGUAUGAUUAAAGAAAUGGAGGAAAACCUCAAAGAGAGUGGAGAGGAGAAAAAGCUGAGAUCCAGAAUUGAAGACAUGGAGGAAAAUCUUAGAGCGAAGAACCAUAUGAUUAAGGAAAUGGAGGAACGCAUCAAAGAGAGUGCAGAGGAGAAAAAGUUGAGAUCAAAAAUUGAAGACAUGGAGCAACAGUUGCUGACAUCAAAACAAGAAAACGAUAAACUUUUCAAUUUAGUGAAUGUUUUGCAUAAUAUCAACGAAGACCUGGUGCUCACCUCCUCUUCUGUAUGUAAUUCAAUGGCCGACGAGAAGAAUAAAGUAAUCGAUGAGAAGCUUAAGCUCGAGAAAAGUUUGAAUGAGUAUCAGAUUAUUUGCGACAAAAUGAAGGCUGAAUUCAAGAAUUUAAAGGAGAGCGAAGACUUCUAUAGGAAUCAGUCUAUGAAUGCCAACAACAAGUUACAGGAAUAUGAGAAACACUAUCGAGAGCUCAGUGAUAAAUAUGUGGCACUUGAGAGACAGAAAAUUUCACAGAACGAUAUAAAAGAAAUGGAAAACGAAUUGAUGUCUUAUAGGAUUCAACAGAAGAAGUCUGAAAUGAGAAUCGGUUCUCUCGGUCAACAGUUGGAGCAGAAAAUCAUAGAAAACAAAGAGUUGUCUGAAAUGGUCGACGAACUCAUAGCCAAAGUCCGCAAAUAAAUCAUAUUUUUAGGUAAUUUUUAAUUCACUUCUAUUUUUUUCAAAGAACUCAAUAUUUUAAUCAAUAAUUCAAAUCUCAUUUA